Molecule: messenger RNA, 10330 nt
Organism: Rhineura floridana
Lineage: Eukaryota; Metazoa; Chordata; Lepidosauria; Squamata; Rhineuridae
Gene: SEMA6A
Product: semaphorin 6A
Exons: 20
Coding region: 4270-7350 (1026 amino acids)
Biological process (GO): neural crest cell migration; positive regulation of neuron migration; axon guidance
Molecular function (GO): semaphorin receptor binding; chemorepellent activity
Source: RefSeq, a predicted model, not a curated record
CUUUGGCCGGCAAUUUUUAAAUUUAAAUUUUAAUUAACGCGGGGGUAGGUGGUGCAUGACCCCAACCAUCAACCCUUGCCGCGUGCAGGUCAAUUAGGCUCCCCCCCUGGAUAAUUGGGUGCCGGGAGGGGGUAUAGAAUAAGCAGGCGGGCCCCUUCACAACGUUUUGAAAUCACGUCGUUUGUAAGCGGGGCCCCAAUCUCCCUCUCUAGACAGGGUUGGGCCAGGGAGACCCAAAUCAACUAGAUAUGCCACCCAAGAAAGGACAAAGGGGGGCCAAAAGGGAAAGGAAAGGUCCCCAAAGUGGGGGGGAGAUGCCCACCCCCAGCGGCGGUGGGGGCAAGGAGCGGGGAGGGGCCACCAUGGGCGGCCAUAAGUAGAGAGUGGCAGAGGCGCCAUCCAGGGCAACAGAGUGGGUAUAACAGGAGCCCUGCUGGAUCAGGCCAGAGGCCUACCUAGUCCAGGGCUCUGUUCUCAAAAUGGCCAACCAAAUGCCCUGUAUGGGAAGCUCGCAAGCAGGUCGUGAGCCAUGGGCGUCCCCAACGGAAUAAUGCUCCCAGCUUUCAUUUAAAAAUAAAAAUAGUACGUUUCUAGCAUUUGUAGAACCUGAGACAAAACGUACAAGGGAAAACAAGUGAACAGGCAGAGGCUGAUCUCUGGCAGCAGCAUAGGGCCUAGUCCUCAGCAUGUGCUGUCUGGGGUUAUACUCUUUUCCCCUGCCUCCUUUCUCUCUAGAUGCCCCUUUGUUCCAAGUUCUCUUUGCCAUGCCAAUUAGAGGGGGGGGCAGAGGCAAGAUCAGUUGCCACCUCCUCCUCCUCAUUUGCAUUGUCUUCCGUGGCAGUUCAGUGCUCCUCAUCCUUGCUGUUACACAGCCAGGCCUAGAGCAAGAGGGCAGGCGUGGCACUGGAGGCAGUGGCUACUGCUCCUUGCAACACUACUCACUUUCUGAGGCGCGAGAGCAGCAAUUGCCCUGUGCCACCGGACUUCUGAGAAGGAGGUGUUGCUGUGCAUGGCACAAAGUGGGGGGGAGGCAUAGCAGACAACCACCCACCCACGCAAUAGGGCUUGUAACUCCAAGGAGCUGCUGCUCCCAAGUAGUGUCUGUGAGUUUACCUGAGGCAGUGAGAUCUUAGCAGCUGCCUUACAGUGCCAAUCCCUGGGAAAAAAGGGUUGAUGCUAGCACCAUAGAAUCAUAGAGUGGGAAGGGGCCUUAUAGGCCAUCGAGUCCAACCCCCUGCUCACAGCAGGAAAUACACAGCUAGAGCAUCUCCCACAGAUAGCUGUCCAGCCUCUGCUUGAAGACAUCCAGCGAAGGGGAUCCUGCCACCUCCCUAGGCAGUCGGUUCCAUUGCCGAACUGCCUUUACUGUCAUGAAGUUCCUUCUACUGUCCAAUCUGAAGCUACGCUCCUGCAACUUAAAACCAUUAGACCUAGCCCUACCCUCUGGGGCAGCAGAGAACAAAUCUGUACCCUCCUUUAUGUGACAACCCUUCAGGUACUUAAAGAGUGCAAUCAUGUCACCCCUCAGCCUUCUCUUCAUCCUCGUUGCCCUCUUCUGAACGCGUUCUAACUUGUCUAUAUCUUUCUUAAAAUGAGGCGCCCAGAACUGAACACAGUGUCCCAGAUGAGGCCUGACUAAUGCAGAAUAUAGUGGGACUAUUGCUUCCCUCGACCUGGAAGCUAUAGCUCUGUUUGUGCAGCCCAAAACCGCGUUUGCCCUUUUUGCUGCAGCAUCACACUGCUGGGUCAUGUUCAACGGAUAUGUGCAACAGGGAGAUAGGAGGCAAGAGGCCUUCAAAAGGGUAAGAAGGAGCCACCGGCUGCUUAGGGACAGGUGUCCCUUCCCCAGUUAGACUCCGGGUACUAUGAACUAGGUUAGCAGGCUACCCGGUUUAAGGGGAGGUUUGUUAUGUUAUGGUUUGCCUUUUGUUUCCCAGUCUCAUACCCCAACUCCUGGCUGGCCUUCAUGGCCUCCAACUCACGGCUGGCCCUCAUGGCCUACAAUCUUCACCCCGUUUAGUCAUGGCAAUAACAGCUGUGGUCAGAAUGUACAGAAGUACACUUGGUCACGCCAGUCUUAUUCAAAGGGGCAGGCAGUGAGGGGUCCACACUAGUUAGUCUAGGAUCAGUGAGCUGCACGCAUGGAGUGCUUCAGAGCCUUCCGUGAGGGGGCAGUCAGGAGACAAGUGGGCUCCUAAGCAGUGGGGCACUAUCUGUCUGAGUGGAUGUUCAUAGGUAUGGCAGCUUGUGGGAGGCAUGUUAGCACCUGAGGUUUCAGCUUAUAGUAUGAAGGAUCCUGCCCCGGUGUUCACAUUUCUGUAACAAGAUUGACUCUUGCCCAGGGCUGAAAGCUGCACAGGGGCAAGCUUGAACCGUCCCAGAUGAGAUCCUGGAUUGGGACCAUGAAGUGUUUCCUUUCGGCCCUCUUGAUGUUAGGGGUCUUUUAAUGGGGUUAUUAUGCUAUGAUGGGGCUUGAACACCCAUACUACGAAUUCAGGGUUAUGGCUGCCUUAUGCACCGACCUGGCCGUGUGGUUCCCUUUCCUGCGGUUGCAAGCCUGGAUUCAGGAAGGGGUUUUAACUAUGAAUGUUACCUUUCAUUAACUCUUUUCCGUGGUUGGAAGGCGACUUUUGGACAGAAGAGCUCAUGGCCUGGGGUCGGGUCUCAUAACUCUCUUAUAAUUAGGAACACUAGAAUUCAUGGCCCUUGCCUGUCCCGUUGUUCUGGGAGAAGUUUAUGCAGGGAGUCAGAGAAGGCCAUAAGCCUAUCUAUUGCCCUAGCAUGAUCACCAGCUAUCAGAAUGCAGAAUAGGGCAGCAGGGGCAGUGUGAAGGGGGGCUAAUCCUGUGAGCUGCGCGCUGGAAUUCCCUUGGAUUCAAUGGGUUACAUUGCCCCCAGCAUGCUCGCCAGCUUCCAGAAACAGGUAUUCAGGAAUUCUGGGCCGGCAAGGGCUAUAUGCCAGAGUGGCCUUUCCGGUGACUCACCUGCUGAUAUUCCUGAUAGACGGCACGGCAUGAGAAGGGGCAUGGCAGUGGGAACACUUAGAGGUAAGCUUUCUUAGCCAGGCUGGCGGUUUUUUCCCUAUCCCCAUCGACCCUUCUUGCUGGACAUUUUAUGGGUGUAGUGGACCAGUGGGAAACGGUCUGUUCCUUCAGUGAAGACCCAAGCUAUUCCAGGCAGUGGCUCAUACACUGUUUUGAGGCUUCCAGGAGAAAAGAGGUGGCGGCUGGCUCUACGUGAGACCUCUCUCGACAUGCCCUCCAGUUUUGAUGUUUCCAGGGAGGGGGGGUUGUGCUUGCUCAACGUGGAAGGUCUAGAACGGACCAGAGGUGUACCUCUGCCGAAGGAUAUUUAUUCACCCAGGCUAAUAUGGACCCCCUAGCUAUAGGCCAUGCCCUCCAGUUUUGAUGUUUCCAGGGAGGGGGGGUUAUGCUUGCUCAACGUGGAAGGUCUAGAACAGACCAGAGGUGUACCUCUGCCGAAGGAUAUUUAUUCACCCAGGCUAAUCUGGACCCCCUAGCUAUAGGCCAUAUAUGCCUGUCUGGGUCAACAAUACCAGUUUUGGCGUUAACAAAACAAGCAUUGCAGGGGCUGGGGUAUGACUCCUUCCAGUCUGGAACCUAUGCAAUUAAAAUGGGAGCCGCUUCUAUGGCAGCAUGUUUUUGGUUUCCUCCCGGCACUGGUACAGGAUGUGGGACUUUGGGCCUCUGAUGCAUAUAAUGGCUAUAUUCCCCCCCUUUUAGAGGGCAGGGGGAUGCGGCAUCCUCACGAACGAGCAUUGUAAGGGCUGGGGUACGACACCUUACAGUUGGAACCUAUUCAUCUCGAAUUGGGGCUGCUUUUACGGCAGCAGAUUUUAGUUUCCCACAGGCACUGGUACAGGGCGUGGGACUUUGGUCCUCUGAUGCGUACAAGGGCUAUAUUCCCCACUUUUAGAGGGCAAGGGAAUGUAGCGGCCUCACAAUCUUCAUUGUUUUGACAGGUUGCUGGACAGGGAUGGAGCAGAUGCACAUCAUAAUAUGCGGCCACAGCAUGGUCUUCUGGGCACCCUGGAGGGCAGCGAAUUCGAGCAUGGGCUCGCAGUUGGGCCUCAGUAGAGGGGCUGUUGUGCAGUGGCUGGACCGGCAAGGAAUGCAUGGAGAGUGGCUCCUACCCGCUCUGUUCCAGCAAGCCCAUGAUAUUUCAACUUGGAGUCAGCAAAGAACAGGCUUUGUGAUGCACAAAAGAACACCAGGGUGAAGUGAAGAAAUAGUCUCCCAGCUGAACUACUAUGAGGUCAGAAGCCUUGCUGCUAUAUUUCACACUGCUACACUUUGCUGAGGCUGAUUUCCCAGAAGAUCCUGAGCCAAUCAGUAUUUCGCAUGGCAACUAUACAAAACAGUAUCCGGUGUUUGUGGGUCACAAGCCAGGACACAACGCCCCACAGAGGCACAGACUGGACAUCCAGUUGCUCAUGAUCAUGGACAGAACCCUCUACAUUGCUGCUAGGGACCAUAUUUACACCGUUGAUAUGGAUGCAUCACACACAGAAGAAAUUUAUUUUAGCAAAAAACUGACAUGGAAAUCCAGACAGCUCGAUGUAGACACAUGCAGAAUGAAGGGAAAACAUAAGGAUGAAUGUCAUAACUUCAUUAAGGUUCUUCUAAAAAGAAAUGAUGAUACAUUAUUUAUUUGUGGGACAAAUGCCUUCAGUCCCUCCUGCAGGAAUUAUAAGAUGGAUACUCUGGAGUUUCUAGGAGAUGAGUUCAGUGGAAUGGCCAGAUGUCCUUACGAUGCAAAGCAUGCCAAUGUUGCAUUGUUCGCAGAGGGAAAGCUGUAUUCUGCCACUGUGACAGACUUCCUUGCAAUAGAUGCAGUAAUUUACCGGAGCCUUGGAGAUAGCCCAACUCUGCGGACAGUCAAGCAUGAUUCAAAAUGGUUGAAAGAGCCUUACUUUGUCCAUGCCGUGGAUUAUGGCAACUAUAUCUACUUCUUCUUUCGAGAAAUAGCAGUGGAGUACCACAGCAUGGGGAAGGUAGUUUUCCCCAGAGUAGCUCGGGUUUGCAAGAAUGACAUGGGUGGAUCUCAACGAGUGCUAGAAAAACAAUGGACUUCCUUCCUGAAGGCGCGAUUGAAUUGUUCAGUUCCUGGCGAUUCACACUUCUACUUUAACAUACUUCAGGCAGUUACAGAUGUUAUCCAUAUCAAUGGUCGGGAUAUUGUCUUAGCAACCUUCUCCACCCCUUAUAACAGCAUCCCUGGCUCUGCAGUCUGCGCUUAUGAUAUUGUUGACAUUGCCAAUGUAUUUACUGGGAGAUUCAAAGAACAGAAGUCUCCAGAUUCAAUCUGGACACCAGUUCCUGACGAACGAGUGCCCAAGCCCAGGCCAGGUUCUUGUGCUGGCUCCACAUCGCUUGAAAAGUACACUUCUUCCAAUGAAUUUCCAGAUGACACUCUAAACUUUAUCAAAACACAUUCUCUCAUGGAUGAAGCCAUUCCAUCAAUUGUCAACAAGCCAUGGUUUCUACGUACAAUGGUCAGAUACCGCUUGACCAAAAUUGCUGUAGAUAAUACUGCUGGUCCAAAUCAGAAUCACACUGUGGUUUUCCUUGGAUCAGAGAAGGGAAUCAUUUUGAAGUUCUUGGUCAGGACAGGAAACAGUGGUUUUCUAAUUGACAGUCUUUUCCUGGAGGAGAUGAGCAUUUACAAUCCUGAAAAGUGCAGCUAUGAUGGGGUGGAAGACAAGAGAAUUAUGGGCAUGCAACUUGAUAAGCAAAGUAGUGCCCUCUAUGUGGCAUUUUCAAACUGUUUAAUCAGAGUUCCCCUAGGAAGGUGUGAGCGUCAUGGCAAGUGCAAAAAGGCCUGCAUAGCAUCUAGGGACCCAUACUGCGGAUGGAUGAAAGAAAGCGGAGUAUGCAUGCAGCUCUUACCUGGAACAACACUGGCAUUUGAGCAGGACAUAGAGCAUGGCAAUACUGAUGGCCUGGGUGACUGCCAAAAUUCGUUCGUAGCACUGAAUGGACACUCCAGUUCCCUAGUUCCCAGCACCACCACUUCAGACUCUCCAGCCCAACAGGGCUACGAUGCUAGGGGGCGCAUGCUCGAUUGGAAGGAUCCAGUGGGCUCAUCUGAGAACACAAAUCCAUAUGUGGCCGUCUCAUCCCAUAACCACCAAGACAAGAAGGGAGUGAUUCGCGAGAGUUAUCUCAAAGGGCAUGAUCAGCUGGUGCCUGUCACCCUCCUGGCCAUUGCAGUCAUUCUUGCCUUUGUCAUGGGGGCUGUCUUCUCGGGGAUCAUAGUAUACUGCAUCUGUGACCAUCGGCGCAGAGAUGUGACGAUCGUGCAGAGGAAGGAGAAGGAACUGGCCCAGUCCCGCCGGGGCUCAAUGAACAGUGUCACCAAGCUCAGCGGCCUCUUUGGGGACACUCAGUCCAAAGAGCCAAAGCCUGAAGCUAUCCUAACUCCCCUGAUGCACAACGGCAAACUCGCUACACCGGGCAGCACUGCCAAGAUCCUCAUCAAAGCCGACCAACAUCAUCUGGACUUGGCUGCUCUUCCAACUCCAGAGUCCACUCCAACGCUUCAGCAGAAAAGGAAGCCUAGCCGUGGCAGCAGGGACUGGGAGAGAAAUCAGAACCUCAUCAAUGCCUGCACAAAAGAGAUUCCUCCUAUGGCAUCACCUGUAAUCCCCACAGACCUGCCUCUCAGGGCUUCUCCCAGCCACAUCCCCAGUGUUGUAGUCCUGCCUAUUUCUCAGCAAGGCUAUCAACAUGAAUAUGUUGACCAGCCAAAACUGAGUGACAUGGCACAGAUGGCUAUGGAGGACCAAAAUGCCACCCUUGAGUACAAAACCAUAAAGGAGCAUCUCAGCGGCAAAAGCCCCAAUCAUGGGGUGAACCUGGUGGAAAACCUGGAUAGCAUGCCACCAAAAGUACCCCAAAGGGAAGCCUCCCUAGGGCCCCCUGGCUCCUCUCUCACUCAGAGCGGUCUGGGCAAGCGACUGGAAAUGCAUUCUUCUGCUUAUAACGUGGACUACAAGAGAAACUAUGCUACGAACUCACUUACGAGAAAUCAGACAUCAACUCUCAAAAGAAAUAAUACAAAUUCUUCUAAUUCUUCCCACCUCUCGAGAAAUCAGAGCUUUGGCAGGGGAGACAAUCCCCCUCCUGCCCCACAAAGAGUGGACUCUAUACAGGUCCAUGCUGCUCAGGGUCAGACCGUGACUGUAUCUAGGCAGCCCAGUCUCACCACGUACAACUCUCUGACAAGAUCAGGGUUGAAACGCACACCAUCAUUAAAACCAGAUGUACCCCCCAAGCCCUCUUUUCCCCCUCUUUCAACAUCCAUGAAGCCUAAUGAUGCAUGUACAUAAUCACCGUGGGGUGGGGGGGAACAGCAGGUGACCAGAUUAUGCCCUUAAAAGCCAGUGUUCGGCAACCGCAGUGCUCAUUUCAACCAACCAGGAAGCUGCCUAAGCCUGAGGAUGCAUUGCUGUCUGGGAAAAGUGGAAUAUUUUUUUAAAAACCAAUCGGGUCAUGCAAUACAUGGUUUGCAACUGCAGGACCCACCCCCACAAUGCAACAUCUCUUUACAUAAAAGACUAACCACAAACAUUGAGCCAAAAGCACACACACAUGUGAAUGAUGACUGUGAUACUUCACUUUCAACUGCACAGUGCAUCCCAGAACUGGGAACUGAGUGCUUUGAAGACAAAAGGAAUGGGGAAAAGGACAACCCAAAAGGGGGGGGGGGAGGAAGGAAGCAAUUCAUUGAUUAAGCUAACUAACUGAACUGUGGCAGAUAUUUACUUUGUGCAGGUACUGUGAAAUGCCCAUCAGUGUUACAACCAUUUGGUUAUAGCAGAUUGCCAUGUUGGGCAACAACUCUGUCAUAGGUUUCUGCUACUCUUCUCUUUUAGUGAAUAACAUGUGACUGUUAACGCAAGUAACUCCUAUUAUUUAUUGUUCAUCCUUUUGUCUUUUUUAUUAUUCCUAAGGAAAUUACUUCUGCAUAUCGUCAUAUGAACAGCUGUCUCCAGAAGGAAAAGCAAAAAUACAUUGAAAAUGAUGCCUAUUUAACGUGAAACCCAUUAACUGGAGUAAUUAAAACUCUUUAUUUUUCCAAUAAAUUCACUGAGUUAAAUAAGUUGAAGGUGGAAUUCUGAACUUUGUGUUUGGGCUCUCUGAUCUCUUUCUGGAAAACAAAAAAACAGGGAGUAUUUAUUUAAAAACAAAGAAAGAAAAAUCACCCCAUCCCCUGAAGGUUCUCAUCUUCCUACAAUAACUUCCUGCAGCUCUGAGAGCUGCACACCUCUGCCCCAUUGCUGUGAACAUGGUUUUGUCAGUAGCUCAUCAUUUCUGUGAAGGCACCAGCUUGUUCUCUGCCAUCUCAUUUCACCCUUGCAUGUGAGAUAGCAAACAAAAAUCCACAAAUAUCAUGAACUCAUCCAUACGCUGGCUUCUGCAAUGCAUAUAGCUUAUGGUCUUACUGCACCAGGGAAGGAGGGGUGUUGUUUGUGUAUGGAAAUCUGUGAAUACCCUAUUUUCUUCCACAUGUAAAUUUGUGCCUUACACCCUCAGUUAUGUAUAUUUGUGAGCUAUAGUAUGUGCAACCUUGCCCAUCUCCUUAGAAUAAAUCAGAUAUUUAUUUAUCUCCAUCCUCAGUUACUUCCUUGGAGAAUUGGAGGAUGUGCACAGUUCAAAGAAGAAUGAUGUAGUUACUGUAAUAGCAACACUGUUCUUAUGGCUCAUAAGAAGACGGCAGUAACAAUACACAUUGCUUCAGUUUGACUUUCUCAUUUUGGUUCUCAAACUACCCUUGGGCUAUGCUGGCAGUAUCAACGCUGCAUUGCGGGCAGCGUUUCCUUCUACCUGAAUAUUUUCAUAUCAUUUCUGCAUAGUGAUAUAGUCUUAUUCAUAACCAGCAACAAUGUCAUUAAAAGAACUGUCAUCAAGUCUGGUAUGUCCACUGGAGACAAGCACUAUGUGCAAUUGGCUGUCUGGCAAAAAUAACAGCAACAAAGCCAAGGCACACAAGCGUCGUGCAUGCUCAGCACAUGAAAUGAAGAGGAAAUGAAUAUAAAGCAGGCUGGUUCCUGCCAGUUCCCAAUAACUGCUACAGUAACACAAACCCAGAAGGAUGCUGCAUAACCCUUUUUUAAAAGAAGGGGGGAAAUCCAAUUUCAAUUUAAUUUUUUCUCAUUUGUGGGGUGGGAAAUGUGUGGGUGCAUGGAGUGUGUGUGUGUAUGUAUGUUUUGACAAUUUCUUAGUUGUUCAUGCACAAGCAUUGAUUCUGUUUUUAAUAAGUGCCCUGGGCUCCUGCUGGGAGGAAGGGUGGGAUAUAAAUAAAACAAUAAAUAAAUAAAAUAACUGUCAACAUGCUGUAGCAAAAAUUGGGGUGGGGUGGGUAUGUUUUAUAUUGUCUGGAUAGAAUGUUUGGGAGGGAGGGUAUUGUUUUGGUUUGGAUUUCCUUGGAGGGUCUUUUUUUUUUUUUUUUAAGGUUUUUAUACUUGAUCUGGAUUUUUUUUUUUUUGGCUGGAUUUGGGGAGAAGGGGCAUUUUGUUUUUGAAUGAUCAAAAAAAGAAAGGAAACUUUUCAAGUCGGUUAUCACGUAGGUGGAUGUUUAGAAACUCUGAAUGAUCAAAACCAAAGUGUGUAACAAGGGUGCUUGCAAAUUCUCUGCUUUCAUCUCUGCCUCCUUAACUAAAUUGUUUUGUUCACCAUUAGUGGACUAUGCAUACUGAAGUCAAAGCAAUGUUUCCCCUAGGGAUUUUGUUUUGUUUUCUCAUUUCUUCCUAAGCUGCAGGUUGUGAGGGAUUCAUCAGAAAAGAAAAGGGGCAAUGCAGUCUUUUCCUCCGAAGCUCAACCCUCUGGAGCUCCAAAAGGCACAGUGUCCCCUCCCUACAUCUUAACAAAACAUUCUGUCAUAAUGUAGAAAUUAAUAAUCACUGCAACUUGUACAACCUUUGUAAUAUACACCUUGACAAUGACUGGGGUGACCUUGAGAUGCCCAUUUUGUACUUGAGUGUCAUUUCUGUUGAGAUCCUUCCCUUUAUCCUCACCCCCCCACUCGACUCCUCUUCCCCACCCUUUGCGGGUCUUAGACCUACGUGUGCCUUUGCUUUCCACCCUUGCUAUACACUGGUAGACGCAACAAAUUCAGACUCUCAUUUGUUGUAAUGUUGUAAAAUAUUGUGAUGUCACCAAACUUCCCUUCAUCUCCACAUCCCCUUAACAUCUGAUUCACAAUUUAAUGUAUGUUGUUUAAAAAAAAAAAAGGAAAGCAAAAAAAAGAUUUUAAAAAUAGAAAAAGAAAAAAAAUAGCAAGGUAAGAAAAAAGUCUCUUGAUGACAU